Molecule: messenger RNA, 3525 nt
Organism: Chanos chanos (milkfish)
Lineage: Eukaryota; Metazoa; Chordata; Actinopteri; Gonorynchiformes; Chanidae
Gene: sema4gb
Product: sema domain, immunoglobulin domain (Ig), transmembrane domain (TM) and short cytoplasmic domain, (semaphorin) 4Gb
Exons: 15
Coding region: 258-2966 (902 amino acids)
Biological process (GO): neural crest cell migration; axon guidance; negative chemotaxis
Cellular component (GO): plasma membrane
Molecular function (GO): chemorepellent activity; semaphorin receptor binding
Source: RefSeq, a predicted model, not a curated record
UCGGGCUGGCAAGAGGACAGCAGGUUUUCGUCAGGAAUCAAUACAGGAGCCCCCCCACCCCUCCUCAAAAGAGAAUUAUAUCUUUCCAUCGGAUACAUUCAACUGCCAGUCAUACAGAAGCAGACAGAAUGAAGAGGACACAGUAGCUGUGCUCUAAAGCGAAUGAGAGGGUCCUGUGUUUGUGUGUGUCUGUCCUAAACACCCAGCACAGAUCCUCACACCAGUCAACGCACCACACAUCUGAAGGAUUUUUCUGGAUGGAGAAACUCUCUCCCCUCGUCCCCGUGUUUAUUUCGGGGAAUAUGGGCCGGGCCAGUCUGCCUCCCCUCUCUCUGGUGCUGCUGUGGUGUCUGCUCUCAGCUCUGUCCGCUUUUCCUUUUGGACCAGUCCUAGACCUGGAUAUUACUCCCAGAACCACAGUGUUUGCCAGCGGGCUGCUGGACUGUAACCGUUUCAGUGGUUUGACUGUGAACUAUAGUACUCUGUUACUGGAGGAUGAGGCGGGAAAGCUAUAUGUCGGCUCCAGAGAGGCGCUGUAUGCCCUGGAUAGCUCCAACAUCUCCACAGCACGGAACAACCUGUCUAUCGACUGGGCUGCGUCAGCUGAGCAGAAGAGACAGUGCAUGAACAAAGGCCGAGAUAAUCAGACAGAAUGCUACAAUCACGUGCGGUUUCUGGGCAGGUACAAUGAGACUCACCUUUACACCUGUGGAACCCACGCCUUCAGACCCCGCUGCGCUUAUAUAGAUGCGGAGUUGUUUAAAUUUGUCCGGUUUGAAGAGGGCAGAGAGAAAUGCCCUUAUGACCCGGCCAAAGGUUACACAGCUCUCCUCACAGACGGUGAGAUGUACUCGGCGUCCCAGUACGAGUUCCGCAGCUCGCCGGACAUCCGCCGGAACUUUCCGUUCCCGACGCUGAAGACGGAAGACGCUCCGACCCGCUGGCUGAUUGAGGCUGAUUUCGUGGGCUCAGCGUUACUGAGAGAGAGCUCAAACAGCUCCGUCGGUGACGACGACAAAAUCUAUUUCUUCUUCACGGAGAGAAACCCAGAGGAGCUGCCUUACUCCAGCCAGACCCGGGUGGCCAGAGUGGCGCGAGUGUGCAAGGGUGACAUUGGGGGUCAGAGGACCUUGCAGAGGAAGUGGACGUCCUUCCUGAAGGCCAGGCUGGUCUGCUCCAUCCCAGAGUACCAGCUUCACUUCAACGUCCUGCGUAGCGUGUUCGUGUUGGAGAGCCAAAACGUCCAUGACACCGUGUUUUACGCCGUCUUUGGGCUUGAGUGGAAAAACGUUAAGGCGUCGGCCGUGUGCCGUUACUCCCUGAGAGACGUCAGGGCUGCGUUUGAAGGGCCGUACAUGGAGACCCAGGACUCAAAGUUGGGGGUGUACACGGGGAAGGUUCCGGAACCCAGACCAGGAUCGUGUAUAACGGACCAGCAUCGUGCUCUGCUCAUAAACACAUCGCGUGACCUCCCAGACAGUAUUCUCAACUUUGCCCGAAGACAUCCACUAAUGGCCACUGAGAUCCAGCCCUCAGGGGGGCGCCCCCUGCUGUUUAAAAGAAGCAUUGACUACACUAAGAUCGCUGUGCACCAGGUCCCAGCCUUGGAUGGCCAAACAUACAAUAUGCUCUUCAUAGGGACUGAUGAAGGUUGGCUACACAAGGCUGUUGAGAUUGGCAGUAGUGUUCACAUCAUUGAGGAGCUGCAGCUGUUUGAGAAGCCACAUCCUGUAGUCAAUAUGGUCAUGUCACCUGCACAGAGGAGUGUGUAUGUGAGUGGAGCCUCUGGGGUCGUCCAGGUGCCUGUGUCUGUCUGUAGGCGUUACACAUCCUGUCACGAAUGCCUGUUCACACGAGACCCACUCUGUGCGUGGGAUGGGAACACCUGUGCCGAGGUGACAUCUUACACAGACAGGUCCAAUCUGACUCAGGACGUUCAGAGGGGGAGCCGAGGUUGCGAGAAUCGAACGGGAGACGGUAUGGUGUCUCACCGCACCCGCUCAGUGAUGGAGGGGGACGACGUGCUGCUGCAGUGUGAGCUUCGCUCCAAUCUGGCAACCCCACGCUGGACCUUCAAUGGCCAGAACCUCUUUGGUUACGGGCUGGACUCAGGCUACAGGAUUGGUACCGACGGCCUGCUGAUCAUAGGAACCCAAAGCAAGCAGAGUGGACACUAUCGCUGCUACGCCGUGGAGAACGACGUCUGGGUUCCGGUCCGCAGCUACGUCAUCAGAGUACAGGCGGUGCCGCCUCCGUCACCUCACCUGCCGACGGACCCCACGGCUUUACCUGAGUCUCUCUUCACCACCACCGUUGCAACCACCCGCGGUCCAACCAGUGAGCCCAGCGAGCUGUCCCAGCUUUCCCCGCUGGUCCCUCUCCCGGCCGGGCCGGAGUUCCAGACCUACAGGAACAUGGAGGCCAUGUAUAUCUCGCUGGUGGCGGUUCUGGGGGGACUUUGUCUGGUGCUAACCGUCGUGCUACUUUACGUUAGCUUCUGCGCGCGGGGCGCUCGGAAGGCUCGGAAAUACUCCCAGCCGCGGCUGUCGCUGACCACGGACGCCGAGAGGAAGGCCACCUCCAACGUGGAGCUGAAAACAAUCUCCAGUCACUGCAACGGCAGGGUGGAGGGGCGGGGCCGCGGGGCAGCAGCCAAUGAGGAUGGAAGUUUCCUGCAGAUUGUGCCAGGAGAAGGACAAUCCACACCUAAAAAGGAGCCGCCUCCACCUGCGCCUCCGCUCCCCAGCCCUCCGCCCCUUCCCACGUCUGAAUACACCAACGGACUGUCGGCUACGCUGCCCAGCGUCCUGAGGAAGAUGAACGGGAACAGCUACGUGCUGCUAAGACAGGCGGACACAGAGACUACAUCUCCGCUCUAUCACUCCUUCACGGAAGAGCUCAACAGGAUCCUGGAGAAGAGAAAACACACGCAGCUCGACACGCAGCCCGACGAGAGCUCCGUGUAGCUGUAGUGUUUUCUCAUCGAUUCCUACUUCUCAUCGAUUCCUACUACUGCGCCCCCUGGUGUUGUGGAGGUCUAACUGCUGUAUGAAAAGCUGCUUUUUUUUUUUUUUUUUUUAACCCAUGUGUAAACAUAUGUACUCAUGGUAUGUACUGUAGAGUGUUACAGUGCUGUAUCCUGAUGUAUAUUUGCAGCUUAUAUAGGACUCAGGUCCUCAGAUGAUAUUUUGUGUGAUGGGUUGUAGGUAUUGUGAUCCUUGAUGGGCAGGGCUGCUGUUUAUUUUAGACGUGGCUAGAGAUUACAAAUGGCAAAGGUUUGGACCUUUUCUACAAAGUCAAACCGCUCUCUGUCCCAGACGUUUCUGAGGGAGAAGUAGGGUUUCGGAACAGAAUCUCGCAGAUGAACAGAGCUCUUCGGGCGUCCCUCUGAACAGGGAUCAGAGCAAUGACACUGAAAGACUAAAGACAUUCUUUAUCAGAUGAUACAAUUCAGAUACCACAUGACACUACUUUUGAGGAAGGCAUAUCCAAAGGUGGCAAUCACACACACACACACACACACAC